UAUUGCUGGGUUUUUGAAAUACUAAUAUACAAACAUGGUAUCAUUGAGGUCAGGUAUGAGUCUAUAAAGACCUCAGCAUAAUAGUUAUUAAGAACAAAAAUGAACUUAAAAACUAGAAGAAAACAUAAAAAAAAUCAAGAAAGAGCGAGAUUAAGCAAUGGGAACAAUAUCGUCAAUCUUCUCAAAGCCAAAACCACCACAUAACUACGAAGCGAUUCUAAAAUAUUAAGACUCUGCUCUUCCUCCUGAUGCUACGUCGUCUCUUGACAAGUUAUACCCUCAGCUAUUCGAUGGCGUUUUCUUGAAGGACAAGAAACAGGUCUUUAACUUGUUUUUGUUGAACUUCCUAUUAUUUUUCGGGUGAAUUGGUGAAAUACCAAAAGAAAAACUAAAAUUAAUUUGUUAGAGAGAGAUAGGAAGAGAAAGAAAGAGAAAAAAUGGGGAUUUGAUUAUUUUGUGAAUUAUUGUUUUUUUUUGUUGGUUACAGGGUGCAAUUUCCCUUAUUUUUCUUGGUUUGAUUCAAUAAAGAGAAACACCAACUAAAAGACUAUAAAAUUCUAUAUAUAUGUUAGUGCAGAGUAAUUAAAUUUUAUUGAUGAUGGAAUUUGAUAUUCAGAAGUACUGGAUAGAGGGUAAAGCUAAGAAGAACUGCUUCAUGUUGUACGCGAGAGAUAUAGCGAUUUCAUUGGCUGAGUUUCAAACAAAUAAUAACUGGAGUUGGUUUACUGAUAUAGACCAAACAUCCAGUGAUGCAAGAAUUGAGGUUGCAAAGCUGGAAUGGGUAGCUUGGUUAGAAGUGUUUGGAAACUUCGAGAUGGAGAAUCUAACUCCCAACAGUUUGUACGAGGUUGUGUUUGUGGUUAAGCUGGUUGAUCCUGCGCAGGGAUGGGAAGUUCCGGUUAACUUCAAACCGGUUUUACCGACAGGAGAAACCAAAGAGCGGCAAGAGAAUAUGACUAUGUUAGGAAGAAACCGGUGGGUGGAGAUUCUGGCCGGUGAGUUCAGGACAUCGCCGGAAUAUAUUUUCGGGAAGAUUGAGUUUUCGAUGUAUGAGGUUAAAGGUGGGUUAUGGAAGUCCGGUCUGGUUGUGAAAGGUGUUGCUAACCCAAGAAUCAAAAUAUUAAAUUUUGUAAGCUUAAACAAUAAAAUUGAAUACGAAAGUUACUAUGAUCUAUGUACAUCAUAUAAAUGA
Brassica oleracea var. oleracea is the source of this 1192-nucleotide messenger RNA. RefSeq names its product protein PHLOEM PROTEIN 2-LIKE A2. The record is from RefSeq and is a predicted model, not a curated record. NCBI's taxonomy places the organism in Eukaryota, Viridiplantae, Streptophyta, Magnoliopsida, Brassicales, Brassicaceae.